Messenger RNA from Mizuhopecten yessoensis (Yesso scallop), 2794 nucleotides. RefSeq names its product delta-like protein C. NCBI's taxonomy places the organism in Eukaryota, Metazoa, Mollusca, Bivalvia, Pectinida, Pectinidae. The annotation marks the transcript as partial. Gene Ontology annotation, cellular component: plasma membrane; cell surface; signaling receptor complex. Gene Ontology annotation, molecular function: calcium ion binding. The transcript is spliced from 13 exons. The record is from RefSeq and is a predicted model, not a curated record. Gene Ontology annotation, biological process: cell communication; axon guidance; Notch signaling pathway.
GUGAUGAGAAGUGAGAGCGUCUCGGAUAGUGUUACUGUCAAUUUUCAACUGAAUACCUACAGAUGUAGCGGAUACUGCAAUGACAAUUACAUGUCACCAAUCUUUCUGAUCCUAGUGGACGAAGGCAUCGAAGAUUGUGAAGUGGACUACGGUCAAAAGGUAGAUGGAGAUUUUAAAAAAUUCUACGGUACACCUGCAGAAAAUAUCACUGGACCCUCCUCCUCUUUGGAACUUCAAUACAACGGUAGACAGCUGAUGGAAUUCUAUCUUCAGAGACAGGCAUAUAGCAAGACAUUACACCUAAUCGUGAAGCAGAAGUACAAUGAUGAGAAAAUUGCGCCCGGCUCGGACGACACAACACAUUACUGCUCCAAUGUCAGUACAGACAAGCUUGUCAGCCCAUUUAACCUCACGCUUCAAGCCCACGAUUGUACUUCCUGCAGUAUUGACGUGACGUUGGUGGCGACGUGUCCUCAGCAUUACUUUGGUGCGCAGUGUGACAUCUACUGUUCACCCUCGGAUAAUACGACUGGACACUACACCUGUGGGCCUAAUGGGGAAAAAAUCUGUUUUCUAGGCUACGAGGGUGACAACUGCACUGUCAAUACUCCGGACUGUGUCAACGUGACCUGCCACAACGGAACAUGCAUCGACCUUGUGGCAAACUUUUCAUGUAGCUGUUAUGCUGGUUACACUGGCGAGUUUUGUGAACAUAAUAUUGAUGACUGCGUAAAAGAAGCAUGCCAACAUGGUGGAACGUGCCGCGAUGGGAUUGGAAAUUACACUUGUUCCUGUGGAAAUGGAUUUGAUGGAUUACACUGUGAACAUAACAUUGAUGAUUGCCCAAAUGCUACUUGCCAAAAUGGAGGAACGUGCCGCGAUGGGGUCAGGAAUUACACUUGUUCCUGUGGAAAUGGAUUUCAUGGAUUACACUGUGAACAUAAUAUUGAUGAUUGCGCAAAUGCUACUUGCCAAAAUGGAGGAACGUGUCGUGAUGGUAUCGGGAAUUACACUUGUUCCUGUGGAAAUGGAUUUAAUGGAUUAAAUUGUGAACAUGAUAUUGAUGAGUGCGCAAAUGCUACUUGCCAAAAUGGAGGAACGUGCCGCGAUGGUAUCGGGAAAUACAUUUGUUCCUGUGGAAAUGGAUUUAAUGGAUUAAAUUGUGAAUAUGAUAUUGAUGAGUGCGCAAAUGCUACUUGUCAAAAUGGAGGAACGUGCCGCAAUGGUAUCGGGAAAUACACUUGUUCCUGUGGAAAUGGAUUUAAUGGACUAAAUUGUGAAAAUGAUAUUGAUGAGUGCGCAAAUGCUACUUGCCAAAAUGGAGGAACGUGCCGCGAUGGUAUAGGGGAAUACACCUGUUCCUGUGGAAAUGGAUUUAAUGGAUUAAAUUGUGAAAAUGAUAUUGAUGAGUGCGCAAAUGCUACUUGCCAAAAUGGAGGAACGUGCCGCGAUGGUAUCGGGAAAUACACUUGUCUAUGUAAUGAUGGAUUUGGUGGAAUUGACUGUCAGCAACACGUAACAACUCAUAGUCCGACUGCAACAAUACCACCAAAGUCCACUAUCAAUCAGGCACAACCUUCAACAACACAAAGACCGCCUGGUACACUGCAACCAAAGUUCCAGUCCACUUCCAAUCUUCUAUUAACACAAAGACUGUCUGUUACACUGCCGCCAGAGUCCUCUAUCAGUAAUAAACACACUUCAACAACACACAGAUCAACUGUUUCACUGCCGCCCGAGUCCACUAUAAAUCGUGAGCAAUCUUCACCAACACACAGACCGCCUGUUACAGAGCCACCUGGGUCCACCAGCAAUCUUGAACAAACUUUAUCAACGCCCAGUCAGCCUAUUACAAUAUCACCUAAGUUAAUUCGUGAGCAUCCUUCAUCAACAAAGAGAACGUUGCCGCCCAAGAUUGACAAUAAGUCGUCGCCGCAGAAGGCCGUCAAGAUCGCACCGAUAGCUGGGGGCGCCUCGGGAGGAGUGAUAGUGGUUGUAAUCGUGGUGGUGUUGGUGGUAAAAUGUCGGGGAAAACAGCCGCAACAGGCAAGCCAAAAUGAUCAGUCACAAAUGAAUAACACAAAAGUUUCGUAUAAUUCAACAAAUGAAGUAGGUUUGCACAUGAACGGCCAUCAAAAUUCAGUUUAUCAACAAGAUGGACAAUUUGGAGCAGAGAAAGAUAAACGGUACGACAAUCCGAUAUAUCAUGAGGAUGAAAAGACCCAAUUGUGAUGCGUUUUCUGCUAAGUGUGUAUGCAUUGUAAUUCAAUUGGAUGUCUUGUAUAAAAAUAGCCCGACAUGUCACGUGACAUUUAUUCAAACUAUGGUUUAAGCAUUGGUCCUGGUAGACUUAAUCAAAUACUUUUAGCAAAAACGCAUUUAACGGAUAACGCAUUGGACUGUGAGAAAGAGGUACCCAAUAAAUGUGACCAUCUAUAACCUCCUGUGAUAUAGAUGUGAUCAAUUAAUGUGACCAUCAAUAACAUCAUGGAAAAAAAGAGGUGAUCGAUGGAGGUGACCAGGUGUGACCUCCUGUAAGAUAGAUGUGACCAGGUGUAACCUCCUGUAAGAUAGAUGUGACCAGGUGUAACCUCCUGUAAGAAAGAGUUGACCAGGUGUAACCUCAUGUAAGAUAUAGGUGACCAGGUGCUACCUCCUGUAAGAUAGAGGUGACCAGGUGUUACCUCCUGUAAGAUAGAGGUGACCAGGCUUGACCUCCUGUAAGAUGGAGGUGACCAGGUGUAACCUCCUGUAAGAUAGAGGUGACCAGGUGUUACCUCCUGUAAGAUAGAGG